AUGACUAGCUCGUCCUUCCAUAGCUUUGCACUUGUGAGCUCCAACAUGCUGACGGUGCGAUGUUCUUCCUCACUAGUUCCGGUUCCGAGUCCCAAAAGGCUACAAGGCAAAGUCGCAAUUAUUACUGGAGGUGCUAGUGGAAUUGGAGAGAGCACUGCAAGAUUGUUUGUCUUCCAUGGUGCAAAAGUCGUCAUAGCCGACGUCCAAGAUGAACUAGCUCUGUCCCUCUGCAAAGAACUCAACUCAGACGGAGAGUCCAUUUCGUACAUACGUUGCGAUGUCACUAUCGAUUUGGAUGUGAAAAAUGUUGUAGACGUGGCUCUGUCAAAGUACGGAAAGCUUGACAUCAUGUACAACAAUGCAGGCAUAUCCGGCAAAUUGGACCCAUCGAUUUUGGGAGCUGAUGCCGAGAACUUCAAGCAAGUGUUUGAUGUGAACGUCUACGGAGCUUUCUUGGGCGCCAAGCAUGCUGCUAGGGCAAUGAUCGCUGCUAAAAAAGGUGUCAUUCUUUUCACUUCGAGCGUGGCAUCAGCUAGUUGCGGCGAGUCUACACACGCGUACACCAUGUCAAAGCACGCGGUGGUGGGACUUAUGAAGAGCUUGUGUGUGGAGUUGGGGCAGCAUGGGAUUAGAGUCAAUUGCAUAUCUCCGUGUGCCAUGGCAACCCCGUUGCUGACAAAUCUAAUGGGGAUUGAGAAAAAUACGGUCGAGAAGUUGAUCUGCGCUUCUGCGGUGUUGAAAGGAGCGGUGCCGAGGGCGGAGGAUGUGGCGGAGGCUGCCGUGUACUUGGCGAGUGAGGAGUCUAAAUUUGUGAACGGACUGAACCUUCUUGUGGAUGGAGGUUAUAGCACCACUAAUCAGUCUCUUAGUAUGGUUUUGGGGAAUUUAAUGGCCUCAAGCCAGGCUUUGUAAGCAUUAUUCAUUUAUUGUGCUACUACUAGCUAGUCUGCUAUGUUUUGAUCCUUCGCGCUUUCUCUUUUUGAAGUAUGAAUCUUCAUUUCAAAAC
Molecule: messenger RNA, 1006 nt
Organism: Pyrus x bretschneideri (Chinese white pear)
Lineage: Eukaryota; Viridiplantae; Streptophyta; Magnoliopsida; Rosales; Rosaceae
Product: short chain aldehyde dehydrogenase 1-like
Exons: 3
Coding region: 1-912 (303 amino acids)
Molecular function (GO): oxidoreductase activity
Source: RefSeq, a predicted model, not a curated record